Molecule: messenger RNA, 9956 nt
Organism: Symphalangus syndactylus (siamang)
Lineage: Eukaryota; Metazoa; Chordata; Mammalia; Primates; Hylobatidae
Gene: URGCP
Product: upregulator of cell proliferation
Molecular function (GO): GTP binding
Source: RefSeq, a predicted model, not a curated record
UACCCUUGUACGCCUUAUGGCUGGAUGCUUUACAGCCGUUUCCAUGUAGAUGUCUGUGCAUAUGUGCACACGCAAAACUCUCCGCAGUUUUGGAGAUCUCCGUGUUCAGUCCUACCUCACAUGAUCUUGCACGGUCAACGUUCAGAACCAAGGCCUUAGACCAUGCAUCUCCCAAACUUAAUUAUCUGACUCCUUCCUGUUUUCCCAAGACUUGGCAGGCGUCUAGGUCAGAGUUGUUCAAACUGAGGGUUAUGAACUAGUGUGUCACGAAAUCAAUUUAAUAGGUUGCAACCAACAUUUUUUUGGAAAAAAAAAAAAAAAAGCCAGACGAGGUGGCUCACGCCUAUAAUCCCAGCACUUUGGGAGGCUGAGGCAGGCGGAACACUCGAGUUCAGGAGUUCGAGACCAGCCUGGCCAACAUGGUGAAACCCUGUCUCUACUAAAAAUACAGAAAUUAGCUGGGCGUAGUGACGUAUGCCUGUAAUCCCAGCUACUUGAGAGGCUGAGGCACGAGAAUCACUUGAACCCAGGAGGCAGAGGUUGCAGUGAGCUGAGAUCACACUGUUGCACUCCAGCCUGGGUGACAGAGUGAGACUCUGUCUCAAAAAUAAUAAAAAAUAAAAAAAAAAAAGAGAAUAAAAUAUCAGUGCAUUUCACAUAGUAAAGGUAAGAAUUGUGGAAGUUUUGUUGGUGUGUAUAUGUAGAUGAUACUUAAUCUUCAGACUGAGACAUGUUCGAGCAUGAAAGUAGCUGUUAAUAUAAUUACUCUGGGACCAAAGCUGUAAUCUAGGAUUGUCUCCAGCCAGCCAAGACACAUGGUCACCUCUAUGUUUGUACUCAGUCAGCAUAUAAAAUGUAUUAUAGACAUUUCAAUGGUUGCCCAGCUUUGUCCCUGGCUUUCACGCUCCCAUUCCCCCAAUCUGUCCUCCACACAACUUCAUGAACUGUCUGAAAUACAAAGCUUACCACACUGCAUCCUUACCCAGAACUCUUCAGGGAAGCCCCGUGGCCUACAGCAUCACAUUCACUGUCAUCCAGGGGCCUUCAAAAUCCAGGAUCCUUGGCCGGGCACAGUGACUCAUGCCUGUAAUCCCAGCACUUUGGGAGGUCGAGGUGGGUGGAUCCCUUAGUCCAGGAGUUCUAGACCAUCCUGGGCAACAUGGUGAAACCCUGUCUCUACAAAAAAAUACAAAACUUAGCUGGGCAUGGUGGUGUGCACCUGUAGUCCCAGCCACUUGGGAGGCUGAGGUGGGAGGAUCACUUGAGCCCAGGAGAUCAAGGCUGCAGUGAGUUGUGAUGGCACCACUGCACUCCAGGCUGGGAGAAAAAGCAAGACCCUGUCUCAAAAAAACAAAAACGCAAAACAAAAUCAAGUACCCUCCAGCUUACCUUCUCCUUCCUACCUCCAGCCCACCUGACUAUCAAGUGUUUCCAUCACCGCAGCAUCUACAUUUCUUGACUAGAGCAUUCACCUUCCAAAGCCAGCUCAAUCAUCACCCAUUGAACAGCCUAAGUCAAGCACUUCCCCUUGGUGUCAAACAUUUACAACAGAAAUUUUUGUUAGUCCAUGGGCCAUGCAUCCUCCUACAUUAUUGACAUGGCCUUCCCUCCCCGUAAAACAAGUGAUUCUAGAUUUUAUAAAUGUUUAUAUAUUUGUGUAAGAAUAUACAAAUGGUUAUUUAUGUGCUAGGAAUAUAUAUGCUGGUUUUGAAGUGUCAAAUCUCAAAAAGUAUUACUUUUGGAUGGUAGGUUUACUAAUGUGUUAAUCUCUAAAAUUUCUACAGAGAAUUUGCAUCAUUUGUAUAAUUCAGGAAAAAAAGAAACAGGAUAGAAAAUGAAAAAUUCAGUUUCUAUUCCCUGUUGGUAGUUUAGUGCAUAGUUUUCUAAACUUUUUAGUAUGCUUAUAUGUAAUGUUUCAUUUUUUAACAUUAAAAUAAUUUUAGAUGUACAGAAAUGUUGCAAGAAUAAUACACAAUUGGUUAGGUGCAGUGGCUUAUGCCUGUAAUCACAGCACUUUGGGAGGUCAAGGUGGGUGGAUUGCUUGAGGCCAGGAGUUUGAGCUCAGCCUGGCCAACAUGGUGAGACCCCAUCUCUACAAAAAAUACAAAAUUUAGCCAGGUGUGGUGGCAUGCACCUGUAGUCCCAGCUACUUGGGAGGCUCAGGCACAAUAAUUGGUUGAACCCAGGAGGCAGAGGUUGCAGUGAGCUGAGAUUGCACCACUGCACUUCAAUCUGGGCAACGGUGAGACUGUGUCUCAAAAAAAUAAUAAUAAUACAUAAAAGAUUUUUAAAUGGAUAAAUUUGACUACAUGAAAGUUUAAAACUUUUGUGCUUCAAGCAAUACCAACUAGAAAACAAAAAGACAACAGACAGAAUGCAAGAAAAUGUUUGAAAUAAUAGUAUCUCACUACAGUCUAAGAUGCAGAAUAUAUUAAGAACAUUUAGAACUCAGUAAAAAAGAUAAAUAACCCAAUUAAAAACUGGGCAAAAGAUGUGAAUAGAAAUUUCUUCAAAGAAGAAACUCAACUGGGCAAUAAGCACAUGUAAAAAAAUCAGGCUGGGCAUGGUGGCUCAGGCCUGUAAUCUCAACACUUUGGGAAGCUGCGGUUGGAGGAUUGCUUGAGGCCAGGAGUUUGAGACCAGAUUGGGCAACAUAGCAAACCCUGACUCUACAGAAAAAUUUAAAAGUUAGCCGGAUAUGGUGGUGUGCAUCUGAGGGCCCAGCUACUCAGGAGGUUGAGGUAUGAUUAUUGCUUGAUUCCAAGAAUUUGAGGCUGCAGGGAGCUAUGAUUGAGCCACUGUAUUCCAGCCCAGGAGACAGAGCAAGACCCUGUCUCCUUGGGAAAAAAAAAAAAAAGGCUGGGCAGUGGCUCACGCCUGUAAUCCCAGCACUUUGGGAGGCCGAAGAGGGCGGAUCAUGAGGUCAGGAGUUUGAGACCAACCUUGCCAAUAUGGUGAAACCCCAUCUCUACUAAAAAUACAAAAAUCAGCUGGGCAUGGUGGUACAUGCCUGUAAUCUCAGCUACUUGGGAGGCUGAGGCAGGAGAAUCGCUUGAACCUGGGAGACAGAGGUUGCAAUGAGCCGAGAUUGUACCACUGCACUCCAGCAGCCUGGGCAACAGAGCGAGACUCCUUCGAAAGAGAAAGAAAGAGAGAGAGAGAGAGAGAGGGAGGGAGGGAGGGAAAGAAAAAGAAAGAAAAGAAAGAAAAAGAAAGAAAGAAAAGAAAAGAAAGAAGGAAGGAAGGAAAGGAAAGGAGGAAGGAAGGAAGGAAAAGAAAAAAAGAAAGAAAGAAAGAAAAGGAAAGAAAGAAAGAAAGAAAGAAAAAGAAAGGGCCUGGUGUGGUGGCUUACAUCUAUAAUCCCAGCAGUUUGGGUGACUGUGGUGGGAGGAUCACCCGACCCAGGAGUUCAGGACCAGCUUGGGCAACAUGGCAAGACCCCAUCUCUACAAGAAAAAAAUUUUUUUUCUUCACCAAAAGCAGAUACUUGAAAAAAUUUUAAGAAUUAGUAGAGCACGGUGGCGCAUGCCUGUAGUCCCAGCUCUGAUUGCUUGGGCCUAGGAGGUUGAGGUUGCUGUGAGCCCCAUUCACGCUACUGCAUUCCAGCCUGGGAAACAGAGCAAGACCCUGUCUUAAAAUAAUAAUCAUAAGUCAUAAGGGAAGUGCAAAUCACAGCUAUAAUGAGAUACCACUUCACACCCUCUAGGAUGGCUGUAAUUAAAGGGACAGACAACAAGUGUUGACAAAGAUGUGGAGAAGUUGGACCCCUCACACAUUCUGGUGCGACUAUAAAAUGGUGCAGUCAUUUUUGGAAAACAGUUUAGCAGUUCCUCAGAAAGUUAAGUGAUACCAAGUAUGGUGGCUCAUGCCUGUAAUCCCAGCACUUUGGGAGGCCAAGACAGGUGGAUCACCUGAGGUCAGGAGUUCGAGACCAGCCUGGUCAACAUGGUGAAACCUUGUCUCUACUAAAAAUAUAAAAAUUAUCCAAGUGUGAUGGUGCACACCUGUAAUCCCAGGUAUUCGGGAGGCUGAGGCAGAAUCGCUUGAACCCAGGAGGUGGAGGUUGCCAGGAGCCGAGAUCGCACCACUGCACUCCAGCCUAGGUGACAGAGCGAGACCCCCUCUCAAACAAACAAACAAAAACAGAAAUUAGCUGGGCAUGGUGGCCUGCACCUGUAAUCCCAGCUACUUAGGAAGCGAAGGCAGGAGAAUAGCUUGAACCUGGGAGGUAGAGGUUGCAGUGAGCCAAGAUCAUGCCACUGCAUUCCAACGUGGGCGACAGAGUGAGACUCCAUCUCAAAAAAAAAAAAAAAAAAGAAAAAGAAAACCUUGUGCUUUUAUUUUAAUGCUCAAUUAUUUACAGAAAAACAUAUAAUACCCUUUUGAAUUUAGUGUUCACACACAGAAUUUCUUUUGCAAGAAACCUUCCACAACUUGUUUAAACCUUUAGCUUUAUCUUAUUUAAAAUAAUCCUUUAACCCUAGACAAAAAUUUCCAUGUCCAUUCCUUCUUAGAACAUUUUACUGAGAUUUUAUGAUUAAUGAUUAUUUGCUAAGAUUAAGAGCCUUACCAAGUCUCUUGCCAAGUCCUGGGCUUUGCCAAGUUGUAAAGUAGGCAAGUUAAACAGUUCUCAAAGUCCAAAGAAGCAGUUUAUAACUGUAAAACAUUUAGCAAACCUAAUAUCUGUCCCAUAUAAUUUAGACCACCUGUCUACAUUUUCACAACAUUUGCAUUUUACCAGUAAUCUUUAAGACUGUUUUUAUUUCUCAAGGAUUAAAGUCACACGAACUAAAAGGUAUUACAGCUUUUAUUUUCCCUUCAAAAAUAUUUGAUCAAAGCACUUAUUUUCCUUUAGGCCAGUUAAUUAGAGCUCUCUCUCUCUCUUUUUUUUUUUUUUUGAGACGGAGUCUCGCUGUUUAGCCCAGGCUGGAGUGCGGUGGCAGGAUCUCAGCUCACUGCAAGCUCCGCCUCCUGGGUUCAUGCCAUUCUCCUGCCUCAGCCUCCUGAGCAGCUGGGACUACAGGCGCCUGCCACCACGCCUGGCUAAUUUUUUUGUAUAUUUAAUAAAGACGGGGCUUCACCGUGUUAGCCAGAUGGUCUCGAUCUCCUGACCUCGUGAUCUGCCCGCCUCGGUUUCCCAAAGUGCUGGGAUUACAGGUGUGAGCCACUGCGCCCGGCCUAGAGCUCUCUUUUUUUAUAGACAUCACACACAACACAUAUAACUGCACAGACAAACAGAAGCAGAUCCAGUAGCUACAAGAUUUUCUGUUCGCCAAUCUCCUAAUUGGACUAUUGGCCUCUAGUGGGGCUCUUUAAGAGCAGGGCUAGAAAAGCAUGCAGUUUUCAGGGCCCAAUAAACGGGGAUAGCUGGAAGACAAAAACAGACUUUGAGGGGGACCUAUCUGCUUUUAAUUGCUGAGUUUUCAAGAGAAAAACAGAAAUUUCUCCCAAAAUGGCAUGCAUGGCACCUUUUCUGUUCUUCUCAAGGAGCCCUAGGCCAUCAGAAAUUAUUUUAGGGCCUCAUGCGUGCAUUAAGGGUAGCAAGACAAAACGGAGAAAAGGAAUUCAGUCAACUGAGAAAAAAUCUUUUUCCAGAAGAACAAGAUCCAAAAAGAGAAAAACAUAAAGGUUUUAAAAAUAUCCACUUUUUUUGUUGUUUUUGAGACAGACUCUCGCUCUGUUGCCCAGGCCAGUGUGCAAUGGUGCAAUCUUGGCUCACUGCAACCUCCACCUCCCAGGUUCAAGCAAUUCACCUGCCUCAGCCUACUGAGUAGCUAGGACUACAGGCAAGUGCCACCACACCCAGCUAAUUUUUUUUUGUAUUUUUAGAAGGGACAGGGUUUCACCAUGUUGGCCAGGCUAGUCUUGAACUCAUGACCUCAGGUGAUCUGCCCACCUUAGCCUCCCAAAGUGCUGGGAUUGCCAGUGUGUCAGUGCACUCCCCCCAGAUAUCCACUUUUUAAAAAAAAUUUAUAUCCACUGCUUUAUUAAAGAUACAUAGUCUCAUAAGAGGAGAAGUAAUGUGUUCGCAGGCUAACAGAAAAUGCAUGUAUAUGAGAAAGAGAUGUGUGAGGUCCCUGAUCUGUGCUCUAAGGGAGUGGUCAGUCAGGCAGGGCCUUGGCCAACCAGUAAGGCAGAUGAAGGUCCCUGUCCUGGGGGACUCACUGCUCCUGGGUGCCCCAGGAGAUGUAGUCUCGCCGUGUGGCCACGUGGUACUCAUCCAUGAGCUGCUGCACAAUCUCCCUAGAUGUGUCCAUCUCAUCAAAGUUGUCUUUAAACGUGUCCUCCUUGCGGAACGGCUCCAGGAAGACCUCCCACUUUCUCAGCUUGUCAUAUUGGCGACAGGUUCUCUUGAAGAGUGAGGAGAUGCUGGUGUGGUUGGCCAUCAUGAGCCCACUGACCCAGUGGGCCAAGGGCAGGAUAGAAGUGGAAUUACUGGGCAAAGGGCAUUCAGAUUUGGGAGAAGUAGCCCCAGAAAUAAAAGCAUCAGAGAGACGAACAGCUGUGGCCAUUGCAGAUUUGGAAUGGAGAGAAAUGGAAGGAGAUGAUUGCGAGUUCCGUUAUGGAGAUGGUACAAAUGAAGCUCAGGACAAUGAUUUUCCAACAGUGGAGAGAAGCAGGCUUCAAGAAAUGCUGUCACUUUUGGGCCUAGAGAUGUACCAGGUCCAGAAACUCAGCCUCCAGGACUCUCUGCAGAUCAGUUUUGACAGUAUGAAGAACUGGGCCCCUCAGGUUCCCAAAGACUUGCCCUGGAAUUUCCUCAGGAAGCUGCAGGCCCUCAAUGCUGAUGCCAGGAAUACCACCAUGGUGCUGGACGUGCUCCCAGAUGCCAGACCUGUGGAGAAGGAGAGCCAGAUGGAAGAGGAGAUCAUCUACUGGGACCCAGCUGAUGACCUUGCUGCCGACAUUUAUUCCUUUUCUGAGCUGCCCACUCCUGAUACACCAGUGAACCCCUUAGACCUUCUCUGUGCCCUGCUGCUCUCCUCAGACAGUUUCCUGCAACAAGAAAUAGUGUUGAAAAUGGCCCUCUGCCAGUUUGCACUCCCGCUCGUGUUGCCUGACUCGGAGAACCACUACCAUACAUUUCUGCUGUGGGCCAUGCGGGGCAUUGUGAGGACAUGGUGGUCCCAGCCACCAAGGGGCGUGGGGAGCUUCCGGGAAGACAGCGUGGUCUUGUCCAGGGCGCCCGCCUUCGCCUUCGUGCGCAUGGACGUCAGUAGCAACUCCAAGUCCCAGCUUCUCAACGCCGUCCUCAGCCCAGGCCACAGGCAGUGGGACUGCUUCUGGCAUCGGGACCUCAACUUGGGCACCAAUGCCCGGGAGAUUUCAGAUGGGUUGGUAGAAAUUUCCUGGUUUUUUCCCAGCGGAAGGGAGGACUUGGACAUUUUCCCAGAACCUGUGGCCUUUCUGAACCUGAGAGGUGACAUCGGGUCUCACUGGCUGCAGUUUAAGCUCUUGACAGAAAUCUCCUCCGCUGUGUUUAUAUUGACUGACAAUAUCAGUAAGAAGGAAUACAAAUUGCUGUACUCGAUGAAGGAGUCAACCACAAAAUACUACUUCAUCCUGAGUCCCUACCGUGGGAAGCGCAACACAAACCUGAGAUUUCUGAAUAAGUUAAUUCCUGUGCUGAAAAUAGACCACUCGCAUGUCCUGGUAAAGGUCAGCAGCACUGACAGCGACAGCUUCGUGAAGAGGAUCCGGGCCAUCGUUGGGAAUGUGCUGCGGGCACCCUGCAGGCGGGUAUCUAUGGAGGACAUGGCGCAUGCAGCCCGCAAGCUGGGCCUAAAGGUUGACGAGGACUGUGAGGAGUGUCAGAAAGCGAAAGACCGGAUGGAGAGGAUUACCAGGAAAAUCAAAGACUCGGAUGCCUACAGAAGGGACGAGCUGAGGCUGCAAGGGGACCCCUGGAGAAAGGCAGCCCAAGUGGAAAAGGAGUUCUGCCAGCUCCAGUGGGCCGUGGACCCCCCUGAGAAGCACAGGGCUGAGCUGAGGCGGCGGCUGCUAGAACUUCGAAUGCAGCAGAAUGGCCACGAUCCCUCCUCGGGGGUGCAGGAGUUCAUCUCUGGGAUCAGCAGCCCCUCCUUGAGUGAGAAGCAGUACUUCCUGAGGUGGAUGGAGUGGGGCCUGGCACGGGUGGCCCAGCCACGACUGAGACAGCCUCCAGAGACGCUUCUCACCCUGAGACCAAAGCACGGGGGUGCCACAGACUUGGGGGAGCCGCUCUGGCCUGAGCCCCUAGGGGUGGAACACUUCUUGCGGGAGAUGGGACAGUUUUAUGAGGCUGAGAGCUGUCUUGUGGAGGCAGGGAGGCUGCCGGCAGGCCAGAGGCGUUUUGCCCACUUCCCAGGCUUGGCCUCGGAGCUGCUGCUGACAGGGCUGCCUCUGGAGCUAAUCGAUGGGAGCACCCUGAGCAUGCCCAUCCGCUGGGUCACGGGGCUCCUGAAGGAGCUGCACGUCCGACUGGAGAGACGGUCAAGGCUGGUGGUUCUGUCAACCCUCGGGGUGCCAGGCACGGGCAAGUCCACACUCCUCAACACCAUGUUUGGGCUGCGGUUUGCCACAGGGAAGAGCUGCGGUCCUCGAGGGGCCUUCAUGCAGCUCAUCACAGUGGCUGAGGGCUUCAGCCAGGACCUGGGCUGUGACCACAUCCUGGUGAUAGACUCCGGGGGCUUGAUAGGUGGGGCCUUGACGUCAGCUGGGGACAGGUUUGAGCUGGAGGCUUCCUUGGCCACUCUGCUCAUGGGACUGAGCAAUGUCACCGUGAUCAGCCUAGCUGAAACCAAGGACAUUCCAGCAGCUAUUCUGCAUGCAUUUCUGAGGUUAGAAAAAAUGGGGCACAUGCCCAACUACCAGUUUGUAUACCAGAACCUUCAUGAUGUAUCUGUUCCCGGCCCCAGGCCCAGAGACAAGAGACAGCUCCUAGAUCCACCUGGUGACCUGAGCAGGGCUGCAGCCCAGAUGGAGAAACAGGGCGACGGCUUCCGGGCACUGGCAGGCCUGGCUUUCUGCGACCCUGAGAAGCAGCACAUCUGGCACAUCCCUGGCCUGUGGCACGGAGCACCUCCCAUGGCCGCAGUGAGCUUGGCCUACAGUGAAGCCAUAUUUGAAUUGAAGAGAUGCCUACUCGAAAACAUCAGGAAUGGCCUGUCGAACCAAAACAAAAACAUCCAGCAGCUCAUUGAGCUGGUGAGACGGCUGUGAGUGUGCAGAGAAACCCAGUUCAGGUGUAGGAGGCUGCUGUGGGCAGCCCUGUCUGAUGGGGCAUCUGUGUGGGGCUGUGCCCUGGUGCCUGAGAAUGGCUGGUGCCCAAUCGACAUGAGAAGACAAGCAAAAGACAGAGGGUUUGGAGUCUCCUCAACAGUGUUAAGAGAGGAAGUGACCUCACAGACCAGCUCAGAGAUGUUAGCAGGAAUAUCACAGCCCCCAGGGUAGGGAGACAAGCAGCAGUUUGUUCUGUCUCAGCUCCUGUCAAGAAUCCUGCGGGGUGGGCCCUCUGUAUAGCUGCUCUCUGUCACUGGCACCUGGAGUGGGAGCAGCAUCCUCAGUCACUGCAGGCCCAGGCGGGCAGGUGGUCCCAGGACAGAGGUGGGGAAGUUGUCCUGAGGAAGCAGAAGUAGGCCUUGCUCCCGCCCAACCCAAGGGCCUCCAGUGGACCAGCAUUCGAGAUGUGAGUGCCCGUGGUGUGCAAGGCACUCCCAUGGCACUGUAUUUAUUGACUGAUCUGUGAAGGCUUCCCUGACCCCUGCCCAGGAAGAGUUCAUUGGUCGCUCUGUUGUGACCCACAGCACUUUGUUAUACCUCUGCCACACACUUCACGCAGCGCGUUGUAACUCAUGUGUUUACAUGUCUGUCCCCCAGACUGUGAGCUCCUUGAGGGCAGGGACUGUACAUUCUCCAGCUCUGUGUCCCCAGGGCCUGGCACAUUGUAGACGCUUAAUAAAUGUCUGUUGAAUGAA